AUCUCCCCAGCUAGCUGAAAAAAAAACAAAGAUGGACAAAGAAGAACUCCUAAAGCUUUCUGUGUGAUCUUCACGUUUCUUACCAUGUCAGAUCAUUAUCGGGCUCAGGGACAUGUAUGAACCCAGACUGGAAACAUCUUGAAAAAGACACAUCUCUUUUUAAAGACAUGAGAUUUUGGCACCACGAUAAUGAAACUCAUGUCUUGAUGAAGAAGGAAUCAGAGUUAUAGAGUAAUUUGGAAGAAGAUUCAACAGAAUUUGGAAGAGCCCUUCCAAGGUUCAGCAGAAACAAAGACAGCUUAGACAGCACAGAGAAGGUUGAAUGUAUGGACUUCCAUCUGUCCUGUUCCAAUGGCGGAGCCGAACCAGACAGUGACCCAUUUUGUGUUCUUGGGACUGACUGAUAAUCGGAGUCUGGAGCUGUUUCUAUUUCUCAUCUUCUUCAUCAUCUACCUGCUUACCUUAGUAGGAAACCUCUUGAUUGUGGUGACAGUGGCUUGUGACCGAUGCCUCCACACGCCCAUGUACUUCCUUUUGGGAAAUCUGUCCUUUCUUGACAUCUGCCAUUCCUCUGUCACGGCACCCAAGAUGCUCCUGGACUCUGUCUUCAGGCAGAAGAUCAUCUCCUUCGGAGGCUGUGUGGCACAAUUCUUCUUCCUCCACAUCUGUGCCUCUGCUGAGAUCUUCCUCCUGACCAUCAUGGCCUAUGACCGCUGCGUUGCCAUCUGCUAUCCAUUACAGUAUGUGACUCUUGUGAAUCUGAAGAUCUGUGUGUGCUUGGUGGGUGCUCUGUGGAUCGGGGGCAUCAUCCAUUCUCUGGUCCAGACUGUCCUUACCCUUCGCCUCCCUUUCUGUGGUCCAAAUGUCAUCGAUAGCUUUUUCUGUGACAUUCCUCCAGUCAUGAAGUUGGCUUGCGCUGAUACAUACUUCACUGAAGUGCUGAUGAUAUCCAACAGUGGUGUCAUCUCCUUGCUUUGUUUCUUGGCCUUAGUGUCUUCCUAUGCCAUUAUCUUUCUCUCCCUGAGAAAGCAGACAGCUGAGGGCCGUCGCAAAGCCUUCUCCACAUGUGCUGCCCACCUACUGGUGGUGAUCUUGUUCUUAGGGCCUUGCAUUUUUAUCUACACCCGCCCCACUUCCAGCUUUUCCACCGAGAAGAUGGCCGCUGUCUUCUAUACUAUGGUGACCCCUUUCCUCAACCCUCUGAUCUACACCCUGAGGAACAAAGAGGUGAAGAACUCCUUGAGAAAACUCUGGUUCCGGAGGAAGGUCUUCUUCAUAAGCAAAGGGGUUGGUCAACUUGCUUUGGUGGAAAACAACUCCGUCAAAAAGGAGAAGACAAUUCAGUGCAAUGAAGGAUCUCAAUGAAGUCAAGUGAGGUAUCUUAAGCUACAGUUGUUUUGUAAGUACAGGUAGUCCUCAGCUUACAACCAAAACAAAAAUUUCUGUUGCAAAGCAAAUCAGUUAUUAAGUGAGUUUUGUCUCACUUUACAACCUUCCUUGCCAUC
Molecule: messenger RNA, 1505 nt
Organism: Crotalus tigris (Tiger rattlesnake)
Lineage: Eukaryota; Metazoa; Chordata; Lepidosauria; Squamata; Viperidae
Product: olfactory receptor 1509-like
Exons: 3
Coding region: 352-1365 (337 amino acids)
Biological process (GO): G protein-coupled receptor signaling pathway
Cellular component (GO): membrane
Molecular function (GO): G protein-coupled receptor activity; olfactory receptor activity
Source: RefSeq, a predicted model, not a curated record